Messenger RNA from Hydatigera taeniaeformis, 2103 nucleotides. NCBI's taxonomy places the organism in Eukaryota, Metazoa, Platyhelminthes, Cestoda, Cyclophyllidea, Taeniidae. The record is from the annotation of a GenBank genome assembly.
AUGGAAUUUAUUAAAUGUCCAAAAUGCGACAAAAUUUCCGGUGGAGUUAAGACACUGCCAUCCUACGAUCUCUCUCUCGUCGACGAAUCUGUAUCCUCUGACGGACGUUUGGAUCUUGUGAAGUGCUCUGUAUGCACUGAAGGAAAAGAGGCUCAGUAUCGUUGCAUCCAGUGCGAUGGAACCUUGUGCGCCAGGUGCCGAGAGACACAUAAGAUUCCUAUUUGCCAUACCUGUUUAGAAGUAAACCAUAGUGGGCAUGUUACGCUCGCCUUGGGUUCGAUGUCGAAACAUGUUAAUUCGCUUGUUGCGGAGGCCAUGAAAGGGUGCCUCCAAAAUCGGGAGGUUUUGAGAGGUGUGUCCGACGCGCUUCAGUCGGUGUUGUCAGAUUUGACAGUUUCUCAGGAUACCAAUAAGAGUCAAAUUGAGGAAUUGGUGGAUAUUUGGAUGAAUGCAAUUGCUUCUGUUAAGGAGGAGUUUUUGCAAAAGAACCGAGAAAUUCAUAGUGAUAUUGAGAUGAGACUCAUGAGCCAAAUUGAACAAAUACGGAAGGUGAUGGACCAUAUUGAAUUUGUCAACGAAUUUUGCUCCAUCUACCUUCCAAAAUGUACUGAUUUGCAAAUUAGCAAACUAGUCAAGGAUGUAAUGGGGUGUUUAGAAUACCUUAGAUCGGUUGAGUUUCACUCGGAUAUGCCCUCAAGGAUAGUGUUUUCUAAAGCCCACGAUAAUGUGCGGAACUUCAUUCGAACCAACUUUGGUACCUUUGAUCUUCCAUCCAAUCAGGACAGUGCUCUCGUUCCCUCCUUCCCCCUCGAUCGGUCGGUGUCAUUCAGCGCAUACCCAAUAGGUGAUGUUACGAAUGCGUUAAGCACCCUUAACGUUCACCGAAGUAUGUCCCACAAUGAUACCUUUGUGUCUCAAAACUUGUCGCUACCUCUAAACACCGAUGCCAUCGAUUCCAUCAGAAAUUCGAUGAACGGAAGUCUUUCAAUUGUACCCGCUCGCUCAGAGCAAAUCGAUAGUGCUACAACUAGCAUUUCUCCAUGGGGUGAUCCGAGUACUUUUGGUCCUGUCUCCGUAGGAUAUAAGUCAUCAACAUCUUCCAUCAAUGGUCUGCACAUCAGUCAUGGCGGAUUGAAUGGAAAUAGUUUGGGGUUUCGCUCUUCACUCCGUAGCGGUCUGGAUCUUGACUCGCCUAGUAUUUUGUCCAGACCGAGCCCGCUUAACAACUACAAUCUCUCCCUUUACGAAUACUCGAGGUUGCGCUCCGCUAGGUGCAACAAUAUGGCAUUGUUGGUGAAGUUCGGAACCAUGGGGAAUGAGCUUGGGCGUUUUAACUCGCCUCAUGGUUUCUGUCUUGGGUUCGAUGAGGAGAUUGUUGUCGCUGACACCUACAAUCAUCGCAUACAAAUAUUCUCGAAAAGUGGCGAAUACCUUUCCUACUUUGGAGUGUCGGGAAAAGUGGAUGGAUUGUUGUGGUUCCCCCGGAAGGUAGCUAUAAUUCGACAAAGCCAACGUUACGUUGUGUGUGACAGGGGUAAUGAGCGAUCACGAAUGCAGCUUUUCAGCCGCAGUGGACAUUUUGUUCGCAGGAUACAGAUAAAGUUCAUUGAUAUUGUGGCCGGCUUGGCCAUUAACCAACAGGGUCAAAUUGUUGCCGUUGACAGUGUUACACCUGGAGUUUUCGUUGUCUCAGAGGAGGGCGAUUUAAUUCAUUGGUUAGACUGCAGCACCUUUAUGAGGGAGCCCUCGGACAUUGCCAUUCGCGGUCGUGAAUACUUUAUCUGUGAUUUCAAGGCGCAUUGCGUCGUGGUAAUACAAGAAGACGGGCAAUAUCUUCGAACUAUUGGUGGUGAAUCCAUUACCGACUUCCCAAAUGGAAUCGAUGUAAGCGGUCAAGGCGACGUUCUUGUUGGUGAUUCGCACGGGAACAGGUUCCAUAUCGCAGUAUUCACUGGGAAGGGUGACUUGAUCAGUGAAUUUGUCUGCAUGCAAACCAAAGUGAGUCGUUCCUGUUGUCUGAAGAUCACCAAUGAGGGCUAUAUUGUGACGCUGGCGCGGAGCUCCAACAAUGUUCUCGUGAUGAGCACGCUCUAUGUCAACUGA